GAAAAUACUUUUCGUCCACCGCACUCACUGGGAAUAUCUACACCAUUAAAUUACUCAGACAUUUAUUUAAACCAUCAUUUCUGAUCCCAUCCCCCACUAAUAGCUGUUAUUAGCUAAUAAAUAUCGAUACUUAUUUUCAUAAGCAAGUAUUCGGUGUACUUAGCCAUCCUAGGUCUGAGAAAAUAUUGGUUUUCUGCCUUUGAUUACUGCAAAAUUUGCUUCCUGCAAUUUGGCUGACAAGAAAAAGUAGACGACAUUCGGUUUUCAGAAUGUCGUUAUGUUCAGGGUAUUUUUCGAUGGUCUCCUCAGUUGUGCUCCUUACAUUCCUUGCCUUGUUCGAUGCUUCAGCGAGAGCACACGUUCAUCACUCCACAUUUGUUAUUGAAUCAACACCUAUUACUAGGCUAUGUCAGACGCAUAGCAGAGUCAUAGUGAAUGGAGAGUUCCCUGGUCCUACUCUGUAUGUACACAAUGGCGACAGUGUUAGAGUUAAAACGAUCAACAAAUCCAAUUACAAUGCCACCAUCCACUGGCAUGGAGUGAGACAGAUUCGCACAGCAUGGGCUGAUGGAGCAGGGUAUAUAACUCAAUGCCCGAUUCAAGCAGGAGUAAAAUAUACGUACAAAUUCAGGAUUAUUGCACAGGAAGGAACCUUGUGGUGGCAUGCCCAUGUCUCGUGGCUGCGUGCAACAGUUCACGGAGCAAUAGUUAUCUAUCCAAAGAAAGGAAGCUCUUAUCCGUUUCCUCAACCCUAUUCAGAGUUUCCCAUCGUGUUAGGAGAAUGGUGGAACAAAGAUCCUGAAGCGGUCGAAAGGCUAUUAAUUCAAACAGGAAGUGCACCUAAUAUAUCCGAUGCCUUUCUCAUCAAUGGUCAGCCAGGAGAUCUCUAUUCUUGCUCCAAAUCAGGAACAACUAAAAUCUCUGUACAACGAGGAAAAACGUACCUUCUACGUAUUGUUAAUGCUGCAGUCAAUAAUCACCUCUUUUUCAAGAUUGCAUCACACAAUUUCACAGUGGUAGCCUUAGAUGCUUGCUACACAAAACCAUACACAACAGACAUAAUGCUUAUAACCCCUGGCCAAACUGCAGAUGUUCUUCUCACCGCCAAUCAAGCAAUAGCCAAAUACUACAUUGCUGCCAAUGUAUACACUACCCAAUCUAUUGGAUUCUUUGAUAACACCACAACAACUGCCAUUCUUAGCUAUGUGGGUUCUCACUCAUCUGCCACCCCAUCUCUUCCACAAUUUCCAACAUACAAUGACACUACAACUGUCACUAAAUUUAAUAAAGGAUUACGAAGCCUAGCUUCAAAAGAGCACCCAAUAGAAGUUCCCCAGAACAUUGAUGAGAAACUCCUAAUAACAAUAGGACUUGGUUUAUUUCCCUGUAGAACUAACGUGACCACCAACUGUCAAGGCCCCAACAAUACCAGAGUAACUGCUAGUAUGAACAAUGUAUCUUUUGUCCUGCCAGAUAUAGCCAUACUUCAAGCUUAUUAUUUUGGUAUUAAUGGUGUCUUUACCACUGAUUUUCCUUCAAACCCACCAAUUGUGUUUAAUUAUACAAGUGACAAUAUACCCAGAAGUCUUUGGUCACCAAUCACUGGAACAAAAGUUAAAGUGCUAAAUUAUAAUGCUACAGUUCAAGUGGUGUUCCAAGCAACGAAUAUCUUCCAGCCUGAUGACCAUCCAAUGCAUAUUCAUGGUUAUGAUUUUUAUGUUGUGGGAGAGGGAUUUGGUAACUACAAUGCUCGAACAGAUCCUCUCACAUUCAAUUUGGUUGAUCCACCAGAACGGAAUACUGUGGGAGUUCCUGCUGGUGGGUGGACUGCUAUCAGAUUCAAAGCUGACAAUCCAGGUGUUUGGUUUGUGCACUGUCAUUUUGAUGAUCAUCUAACAUGGGGAUUGAAUAUGGUCUUCGUGGUGAAGAAUGGCCAUGGCAAUUUGGCAAGUUUGGAGAAGCCUCCUCCUAAACUCCCGAAAUGCUAGCUCCACAAACCAUGUCAUCUCAAUCAGUCAAUAGUAGUCUUUAAUUUCACCACCUUGUUAUAAGUAUUUUGCCAUGAGGCAAUAUUAUUGUAAUAACUAUUAUUUAACUAGUUAUUAAUAAUUGUAUUGGAUAACAAAUUAGAAAUUAGUAGUUUUUCUAUUGAAAAAUAUUAUUUUUUUAAAGUAAA
This is a messenger RNA of Cryptomeria japonica (Japanese cedar), 2176 nucleotides long. RefSeq names its product laccase-12. NCBI's taxonomy places the organism in Eukaryota, Viridiplantae, Streptophyta, Pinopsida, Cupressales, Cupressaceae. The coding region runs from base 270 to 1988 and encodes 572 amino acids. Gene Ontology annotation, cellular component: apoplast. The transcript is spliced from 6 exons. Gene Ontology annotation, molecular function: copper ion binding; hydroquinone:oxygen oxidoreductase activity. Gene Ontology annotation, biological process: lignin catabolic process. The record is from RefSeq and is a predicted model, not a curated record.